Messenger RNA from Aspergillus steynii IBT 23096, 669 nucleotides. RefSeq lists its product as uncharacterized. Bases 4 to 669 code for a protein of 221 amino acids. Lineage: Eukaryota; Fungi; Ascomycota; Eurotiomycetes; Eurotiales; Aspergillaceae. The record is from RefSeq and is a predicted model, not a curated record. The transcript has 2 exons.
UUUAUGGAGUUACGAUACCUGCUCGUGGGAGGGGAAGAUGCCGAUGCCGGGCAAUAUGAGAAAGACUUGAUGACCGUGCUCAUCGAGCUCGAUGCCGUUCCGACUUUGCGUGGGGCUCGGAGGCAGCAGCCGUAUCUCACUGAAUUCUUCGGAAACGUUAUUCCAAGAGAGGAAAACGACGAGGAUCUACGGAAAGAGCGCUGCCGGGAGAAGUACGAUGCACUAUUCUUCUACCUCAGCAAAGUGCGCGCGUUCAAAGCCUGGGAUCAGAGCGCCAAAUCGCGGAUCACUGAGGAGCCAUUAAUCGAGGAGUUGCGGGAAGCGCAGAUCGAUGCGCUGCGAGCAGAUCUGGGAAGGAUUCAUGCUGAAUGCGAGGUGGUAUUCGCGUCCCAGAGUCUGCUAAAUACAGAUCAGCAGGGCGUGGACAGCGGAUCCGCUACCUUUGCCAUCAUGACUGUCAAAUCACUCUGUCUCUGUGCUACGAUCAUGCUGCACCAAGCCGUCCAUCACACUGCGAAAACAGAUCAACAGGCGCAGUCAGCGGCACAGGAACUGAUCAGACUUGCGCGAUUGAUGCGAAAAUUCAAAUGUCUUGCUUCCCCUUGCUCAAUCAUAUGGCCCCUUCCGGUUUACUUCGCGGGGAUUGCAGUCACCGAUGAGAUCUACUAG